Molecule: messenger RNA, 3657 nt
Organism: Talpa occidentalis (Iberian mole)
Lineage: Eukaryota; Metazoa; Chordata; Mammalia; Eulipotyphla; Talpidae
Gene: GRM1
Product: glutamate metabotropic receptor 1
Exons: 8
Coding region: 65-3649 (1194 amino acids)
Biological process (GO): G protein-coupled glutamate receptor signaling pathway; regulation of synaptic transmission, glutamatergic
Cellular component (GO): postsynaptic density membrane
Molecular function (GO): adenylate cyclase inhibiting G protein-coupled glutamate receptor activity; G protein-coupled receptor activity involved in regulation of postsynaptic membrane potential
Source: RefSeq, a predicted model, not a curated record
GAGCCGGCGGACGGGACCCGGCUGCGAACCCAGCUGGUCGGCUGUGGAGCGCGUCCUCAGCACCAUGGUCAGCCUCCUCUGGGUUUUCUUCCCAGCGAUCUUUUGGGAGAUGGCCCUGCUCCCCAGAAGCCCGGGCAGGAAAGUGGUCCUGGCGGGAGCCUCCUCCCAGCGCUCGGUGGCCAGAAUGGACGGAGAUGUCAUCAUUGGGGCCCUUUUCUCAGUUCACCACCAGCCUCCGGCCGAAAAGGUGCCGGAGAGGAAGUGUGGGGAGAUCAGGGAGCAGUAUGGCAUCCAGAGGGUGGAGGCCAUGUUCCACACCUUGGAUAAGAUCAACGCGGACCCGGUCCUUCUGCCCAACAUCACCCUGGGCAGCGAGAUCCGGGACUCCUGCUGGCACUCCUCCGUGGCUCUGGAGCAGAGCAUCGAGUUCAUCAGGGACUCUCUGAUUUCCAUUCGAGAUGAGAAGGAUGGGCUCAACCGGUGCCUGCCUGAUGGCCAGCCCCUCCCCCCAGGCAGGACGAAGAAGCCCAUUGCAGGCGUCAUUGGCCCCGGCUCCAGCUCCGUAGCUAUUCAAGUGCAAAACCUGCUCCAGCUCUUUGACAUCCCCCAGAUCGCUUAUUCUGCCACAAGCAUCGACCUGAGUGACAAAACUUUGUACAAAUACUUCCUGAGGGUUGUCCCUUCUGACACUUUGCAGGCAAGGGCGAUGCUUGAUAUAGUCAAGCGUUACAAUUGGACCUAUGUCUCUGCAGUCCACACAGAAGGGAAUUAUGGGGAGAGCGGAAUGGAUGCUUUCAAAGAGCUGGCUGCCCAGGAAGGCCUUUGCAUCGCUCAUUCAGACAAAAUCUACAGCAACGCUGGAGAGAAGAGCUUUGACCGGCUCCUGCGGAAGCUCCGGGAACGACUCCCGAAGGCCAGGGUGGUGGUUUGCUUCUGUGAAGGCAUGACGGUCCGAGGCCUGCUGAGUGCCAUGCGGCGGCUGGGUGUAGUGGGCGAGUUCUCACUCAUUGGAAGUGAUGGAUGGGCAGACAGAGAUGAAGUCAUUGAAGGUUAUGAGAUGGAAGCCAACGGGGGAAUCACGAUAAAGCUGCAGUCACCAGAGGUCAGGUCAUUUGAUGAUUAUUUUCUGAAACUGAGACUUGACACUAAUACGAGGAAUCCCUGGUUCCCUGAGUUCUGGCAACAUCGGUUCCAGUGCCGCCUACCAGGACACCUUCUGGAAAAUCCCAACUUUAAAAGAAUCUGCACAGGCAACGAAAGCUUGGAAGAAAACUAUGUCCAAGACAGUAAGAUGGGGUUUGUCAUCAAUGCCAUUUAUGCCAUGGCGCAUGGGCUACAGAACAUGCACCACGCCCUGUGCCCAGGCCACGUGGGCCUCUGCGAUGCCAUGAAGCCCAUUGAUGGCAGGAAACUCCUGGAUUUCCUCAUCAAAUCCACAUUCAUCGGCGUGUCUGGAGAGGAGGUGUGGUUUGAUGAGAAGGGGGAUGCUCCUGGAAGGUAUGAUAUCAUGAAUCUGCAAUACACUGAUGCUAAUCGCUACGACUAUGUCCAUGUUGGAACCUGGCAUGAAGGGGUGUUGAACAUCGAUGAUUAUAAAAUCCAGAUGAACAAGAGUGGAGUGGUGCGGUCUGUGUGCAGUGAGCCUUGCUUAAAAGGUCAAAUUAAGGUGAUACGAAAAGGAGAAGUGAGCUGCUGCUGGAUUUGCACGGCCUGCAAAGAGAACGAAUUCGUGCAAGAUGAGUUCACCUGCAAAGCGUGUGACUUGGGCUGGUGGCCCAAUGCAGACCUGACAGGCUGUGAACCUAUACCUGUUCGCUAUCUCGAGUGGAGCAACAUAGAAUCCAUCAUAGCCAUUGCCUUUUCCUGCCUGGGCAUCCUUGUCACCUUGUUUGUCACUCUCAUCUUUGUACUUUACCGAGACACCCCAGUGGUCAAGUCCUCCAGCCGCGAGCUCUGCUACAUCAUCCUAGCUGGCAUCUUCCUUGGUUAUGUGUGCCCUUUCACGCUCAUUGCCAAACCUACCACCACAUCCUGCUACCUCCAGCGCCUCCUGGUUGGCCUCUCCUCUGCCAUGUGCUACUCUGCUUUGGUGACCAAAACCAACCGCAUUGCACGCAUCCUGGCAGGCAGCAAGAAGAAGAUCUGUACACGGAAGCCCAGGUUCAUGAGCGCCUGGGCCCAGGUGAUCAUUGCCUCCAUUCUGAUUAGUGUGCAGCUAACCCUGGUGGUAACGCUGAUCAUCAUGGAGCCCCCCAUGCCCAUUCUGUCCUACCCAAGUAUCAAGGAGGUCUACCUUAUCUGCAAUACCAGCAACCUGGGCGUGGUGGCCCCCGUGGGCUACAAUGGACUCCUCAUCAUGAGUUGUACCUACUAUGCCUUCAAGACCCGCAAUGUGCCCGCUAACUUCAACGAGGCCAAAUACAUCGCCUUCACCAUGUACACCACCUGCAUCAUCUGGCUGGCUUUUGUGCCCAUUUACUUUGGGAGCAACUACAAGAUCAUCACUACCUGCUUUGCAGUGAGCCUCAGUGUAACGGUGGCCCUGGGGUGCAUGUUCACGCCCAAGAUGUACAUCAUCAUUGCCAAGCCCGAGAGGAAUGUCCGCAGUGCCUUCACCACCUCUGAUGUCGUGCGCAUGCACGUCGGCGAUGGCAAGCUGCCCUGCCGCUCCAACACCUUCCUCAACAUCUUCCGGAGAAAGAAGCCCGGGGCAGGGAACGCCAAUUCUAACGGCAAGUCUGUAUCAUGGUCUGAACCAGGUGGAAGGCAGGUGCCCAAGGGACAGCACAUGUGGCACCGUCUCUCUGUGCACGUGAAGACCAACGAGACGGCCUGCAACCAGACAGCCGUCAUCAAGCCCCUCACUAAAAGCUACCAAGGCUCUGGCAAGAGUCUGACCUUUUCGGAUACCAGCACCAAGGCCCUUUACAACGUGGAGGAGGAAGAUGCCCCGCCGGUGGGCUUCAGCCCUCCCAGCAGCCCCUCUAUGGUGGUGCACCGGCACGUGCCCACCGCGGUCAGCACCCCGCCUCUGCCGCCCCACCUCACCGCAGAGGAGACCCCCCUUUUCCUGGCCGACCCGGCCACCCCCAAGGGCUUGCCCCCAAACCUCCAGCAGCCGCCUUCGCAGCCACCGCAGCAGCAGAAAUCCCUGAUGGACCAGCUACAGGGCGUGGUCGGCAACUUCAGCACUGGGAUCCCGGAUUUCAACGCGGUGCUCUCGGUCCCGGCGGGCACGGGGAACGGGGUGCGGUCCCUGUACUCGCCCCCGGGGCCCCCGCAGCACCUGCAGAUGCUCCCGCUGCAGCUGAGCACCUUCGACGACGAGCCUGUCUCGCCCCCAGCGGACGACGAGGACGAGGACGACAGCGAGCGGUUCAAGCUCCUGCAGGAGUACCUGUACGAGCGCGAGGGCAACACCGAGGAGGACGAGCUGGAGGACGAGGAGGAGGACGUGCAGGCCGCCCGCAAGCGCACCCCCGACGACUCGCCCGCCCUCACGCCCCCGUCCCCUUUCCGCGACUCGGUGGCCUCGGGCAGCUCCGUGCCCAGCUCGCCCGUGUCCGAGUCGGUGCUCUGCAGCCCCCCCAACGUGACCUACGCCUCUGUCAUCCUGAGGGACUAUAAGCAAAGCUCUUCCACCCUGUAGGGAGGAGG